Messenger RNA from Brassica napus (rape), 4394 nucleotides. RefSeq names its product protein SENSITIVE TO PROTON RHIZOTOXICITY 2-like. The coding region runs from base 2391 to 3512 and encodes 373 amino acids. Gene Ontology annotation, biological process: response to aluminum ion; response to acidic pH. Lineage: Eukaryota; Viridiplantae; Streptophyta; Magnoliopsida; Brassicales; Brassicaceae. The record is from RefSeq and is a predicted model, not a curated record. The transcript has a single exon.
AAAAUAGUUUUUUUUUUUUGCUAAAAAACUAGUAAUAUAUAAAACUAAGGGUUGUAAGGGCAUUUUAACCGUUCAAACUCCAAAUUUAAUCAAAAAAAUGUUUUAAAUGAAUGAAAUUAAAAGCAUGAAUAUGGAAAUUUCUUAAAAAGGUUAAGGAUGAUUCAUGACAAUUGGAAUAUCAAUAUCAUUCCACUCCUGAGUCAAUCUGACUAGAUCAACUCUGAUUUUCCAACAAAUUAAAAUAUAGUAUAAGUUGGAUGGUCACAUCUUUUUGCGUCAUUUUCCAAUUUUAUAGUAUUGACGGAUCAAUUUCUAAAAACAAAAAUAGUUAAAAUACUGCUGUUUGACAUCCGAAAUAGAUUAUAGUUGUAACUAAGCCGGACAAAAUAUAUUUAAAUUUGAUUUGAUUUGUUAUUCGUUUUUUAACCAAAAAAAUUAGGUAUCCGUAACUCUUUGAAGCAAAGCAAAUACUAAGAGCAUGUUUAUUGCAUGUCUCUUAGGUCGAGUCUCUUAACGUAAUAUAAGAUACAGUCUCUUAGAUUUUAACUAAAAAAGUUAAGAGACGUCUCUUAUAUCUUUUAUUUAAGAGACGUCUCUUAGUUUUUUUUAGUUAAAAGCUAAGAGACCGUAUCUUAUAUUACGAUAAGAGAUUUAAUCUAAAAGAUCUACAAUAAACAUGCUCUAAUAUGUAAUAUUCGUAAAAACGAAGCAAUCAUAUCACGGAUAUUCAAUACGAUCUAUUAUGUGCAUAUAUAUAUAUAUAUACAUAUAUUUCUAUAAUUAUAUAUAAGCUUUAUAAUAUUUUUUUUAUUAAAUUGAUUAUUUUAGUUAUUAAAAAAAUUAAAGUAAAUAAUUUUUAUUUUUGUAAUAAAAUACUAUUAUUUAUAUUAUUUUGGAUAUUUUAGUUUUUAAUUUAUUGGUAUGGAUCGAAUCGAAGAUCCAAUUAAAAUAUAAUUUUUUGAAUAUAUGUACACCGAAUUUCGGAAUAGCAAAAAAUCGAAUCAGAUAAUUGAUUAUUCGAACAAAACGAAUACUUUAAAAAUCUGUAUAUUUGAUUCGUGUGGACCCGCAUGUAGGUAGCAAAAUUUCUAACACAAUUGCGUUGACUCGACAUUCUUCCACAAAUAAUUUACCAAAGCUACAAAAAGAGCAUUAAUCAUCCAUCCACUUUAUAUAAAUGCCAGUUAUUCAUUAAUAUAGAUAUGUUCCAAGUUCCAACUAAAGUUAUUCCCUUUGAAAUAUAAAAUGAAUACGGUUGACCCAGAUUACUCUACUAAAAAAUUGCAACGCAUGCAGAUUGCCUCAUUGUUAAUGUUCCCUGUAACAUCCUAUUAUAUAGCACGCGUUUACAUAUGCGCAUAAAAGCAGUACGAGGAAUGCAUGUUGAAGAAUAUUUUUAAAGCAUUGUUUAUACAUGUGACAUAAGAUAGUAUGUAAGCUGGCGUUACAUGUAUGUAUAUUCAAAUAAUAAGUGGCAUAAGAUGGUAUAUAAUCUUCACCGUUCUGUAAAUUUUAUCGUCAUAUGAAUGUAUAUUCAAUUAAUACGUGACGAACAGGCCAUCUAAAACUUGACUUAAGUUAGUUACUUUUAAUUUAAUUUAAUUGGGAAUUUGGGAUUGACAUUCUUCGUUUAUUUUAAGAUAUAUAUAGCUGACAAAAUAUUAGUAGGUUUAUGCGAGGAAGGUCUUACUUGCUUUCUCUAAUCUAGUUGAAUUUCUUGUUAAUCACAUCAACUUUUAACCUAAUGUAUCAUUCAUGACUUCAUUUCAUACAUUGUGUCAUAAUUACUGUCCAUAAAUUAAGUUACUCAAAAUAUUAUUCCAAAUAUUCUUAGGUCGUAAUUAGUGGAUUGAGGUCUUAAUUAAUGGAUUGAUAUCCACAAAAAAUAUAUAGACUACAAUCUGAAACAUUUUUCUAUACACAAAUCACUAUAUAGAAAAUAUUUAAACGCUUAUUAAAUAUGAAAUCAAGAUACGUCUAUCGGACUUUGAAUUCAGCGAUGAAUGCAUGGCUCAAAGAAUCGUCAGAUUCAAUAGAUUGCCGGUUUCUCCUUUGUAUUUCAUUUGUGUUUGUUUUUGGCUAAAUACCGUUGCCAGAAUUUGCUUUUUUCAAAUGUUUUCCAAAUUAGUAGAAUAGUAGCUGAUUUAGAAAGAAAAAAAUUGAUAAAAUAAUACCAAAAAAAGAUAAAAAAAUAGUAGGCGUGAAUCGUAUACAUUUGUGUGCGUGAAUGUAUGCUUAGAAGGUAGGGUGUCUUAUUCAAUAAUCCACCCCUCUAGGAAGGCUGUCAUAUAUAUAUAAAACAAAUACACCACAAAGAAUUUAAGGAACCAAGAAAAUCAAAAGAACAAAUAAGGUUAAACUCAAGUUAAUUAGAUUCUUCUUAUACACAAAUGAAUCAAGAAGAUCAUAUGAAUCAAGGAGAGCAUAUUAUGAACAACGGAGAAGGCUCAAUGCCUUGCUUCUCCGAGACGACCAUUACGUCCUCAAAUCAUCUCUAUCCCAUGACGGCGGCGACGAAAUCAUCGGAAGAGGACCACAGCAUUUCGCUCUCUCUUCUACUCAAUCUCUCCACAAUACAAGACAAAGUCCACCACAUCCAAUCUCUGGUCAGCUUUUUCAUGAUCUCUAACAAUAACCAAUCCUCGGAGUCAACGUCGUCUUUGGCCGUGGCUAACAUCGAAAGCUUGGUUCAAGAGAUCGUCACGGCAGCUACUUCAAUGAUGCUCACUUGCCAACAACGCCACAUCCCAUCUAACAACAACAGUAACUUCAAUAACGAACAAACCGUUGAUGCAAUUGUUAUGAAGUAUUCCACACAAGAGACCGAACCGGAUCAUGACUUCACGCCAGAGUCGUCAACCAACUUUCUUGGCGUCCAAGAAAGAGGAAAUAUUUCGUUUAUUGACCAUAAUCUUGACUGGCAUGGCACACAAUCCAUAAACCCUAAAAAAGAUCAGCAUCGUUUUAAAACAAGACCCGGGAACUAUGAGGUAUUGGAGCUAGGCGCAGACGAUCUACUAGCAAAGUUCACGCAUUACUGUCAGAUUUGUGGAAAAGGGUUUAAGAGAGACGCGAAUCUAAGGAUGCACAUGAGAGCACACGGAGACGAGUACAAGACACGUGAAGCCUUGAUCAGCCCAACGAGCCAUGACAAGAAAGUCGAAGGACACUCAUUGAUGACACAUUACUACUCGUGCCCUCAACAUGGGUGUAGAUGGAACCAGAGGCACGAGAAGUUUCAGCCGUUGAAAUCUGUGAUUUGCGCCAAGAAUCAUUACAAGAGAAGUCAUUGUCCGAAAAUGUAUAUGUGCAGGAGAUGUAACGUGAAGCAUUUCUCGGUUUUGUCUGAUCUUAGGACGCACGAGAAGCAUUGUGGGGAUAUCAAGUGGGUUUGUUCUUGUGGGACUACGUUCUCUAGGAAAGACAAGCUUAUGAGCCAUGUUUCUUUAUUCGUGGGCCACUCACCGGUCCAUGGCCCGCCGCCGCAGCAGCGUCCGAUUAUCACAAUAUAAAGAUUUCUACGUAUUAUCAAAUGACUUGUGCAUUAGCGUUAAUGUUACAAAUUAUUUUGAUUACGAUACUGCAUUAUGGAUAUGUUAAAAAAGUUUACGUAGUUUUUCAUCAUUCUUGCUUCUGCUAAGUUAUGGGUAAUAGUUUUGGUUAAUCCAUGCAACUUUUGAUUUCUGAAUAAUAGUUACAAUGUUGAGAAACUAACGUGACAAUGGCUCAUCUGACUUCAAACUAGCAAUGUAACAUCUUAUAAUAUAUUUGACAUAUGUUUACAAUUGGUGUCAGUUGGUGGCAGCACUAAAGAUAGUAUUUUCGUCCAUAUAUAACAAUUUAAGAAAGAAAUAAUUUUUUUUUUUUUUUGCUAAUCGAGUAUCCUGGCCCCACCGAGGUGGUCCAGACUAGAGACCGAAGUGAGCAAGGACGCUGCCAGGGCGUCACCAUGUGGCUCACCGUGUAACGGUCUUCGGUCUCGGGUGCUGCAGCCCACAUGUAAAUUCCGCAGUGGCCAAGGCUUGAACCCAGGGGCGGUCAAUCCAGCUGGAGCUCCUAUACCACUAGACCAAAGCAACUUGGUUAAGAAAGAAAUAAUUAUCUUCUCUAUGCACAUACGCAGCAAUUUUCAUCCAUUGUGAUUUUCUCUCAUGAAUAGAAAAAAAAAAGAAUUUUUAAUUUUGACAAUACAUUUUCAACGGUCCAUUUCUUCUGAUAUAGAUGUACAGUAUAGACUACUUGACAAUUAUUACUAAAUAUUUUAAAUAAAGGAAGUAUAUAAAGCAAAAAAAUGUUAUAACACCAUAUUUUGGUGGAUUGGAUCAUAAAAGAGAUUCAAAAAUGAACUCCCAUUGAAAACUCGUGUUUACAGUUUGUGUAGCGAUGUGUCUUGA